Corylus avellana is the source of this 1630-nucleotide messenger RNA. Its product is annotated as protein TIFY 6B. Gene Ontology annotation, biological process: response to wounding; regulation of defense response; regulation of jasmonic acid mediated signaling pathway. NCBI's taxonomy places the organism in Eukaryota, Viridiplantae, Streptophyta, Magnoliopsida, Fagales, Betulaceae. Gene Ontology annotation, cellular component: nucleus. The record is from RefSeq and is a predicted model, not a curated record.
UUUGGAUCUUACACAAACAGUACUCCUACAUGAAUAGAUAAUUUCUCUCUCUGUCUCUGCCUUUUCUGUAGUUGAAAACCUUUUACUUUGCCUCUCUCUCUCAGUUCAUGUGAGGAAGGAGCGUUUGGUGGGUGAAGAAAGUUGGAUAUAGGCUGUGGAUUUGAGGUGGGUUUGCUUUUAAAUUUUGUUUUUGUGGGUGAUUGAAGGUCUAAAAUGGAGAGAGAUUUCUUGGGUUUGGGCUCGAAAGAACCAUUGGCUGUGGUGAAGGAGGAGGUUAACAAUGAUGGGUGCACAGAGCCAGGUGUACAAUGGCAAUUCUCAAACAAGGUCUCUGCCCUUUCUCAUUUGAUGUCUUUCAAGCUUGUUCAACAAGAGAAGACUCAAAAGAUUGCCUCCGAUCCCCUCAUAUCAUCUGGAUUUAUGAAUAUCUCGACUGCAGAUGCUUUUGAUACUAGUCAAAACCGGUCUAAGGGUGAAAUCCAGAAGCCCUUCAACCAAGAUAGGCAAGGUGGCACUCAUUUUUCCCUGACAUCUUAUCCUGUGCAACAUGAUGUGCACCGGCCUCAUAAUGUGAAGAUGUUUUCUGUUUCAAACCAAGCAAUUUCAGUUUCCGUUGGAAACCCUUUUUUCAAGAAUCAUUUUGCUACUGGUCAGAAUUUGGCUGGUGCCACUGUGAAACAACCAUUACUUGGAGGAAUUCCUGUUGCGGCUCCACACUCGAUUAUUCCCACUGUUGCUUCCAUUGCUGGGAUAACUGAACCAUGGAACGGCGCCAAGGCUUCUGGGUCUCCUGCUCAAUUGACCAUCUUUUAUGCAGGUGCCGUGCAUGUCUAUGAUGACAUAACCCCUGAGAAGGCUCAGGCUAUUAUGUUUUUGGCUGGGAGCUCUGCUAUAGCUUCUAACACAGCACAUCCAAAAGCUCAAGUUCAGGCACCUAGCUCAAAAUUGGCAGCUGGUGAUAGUGUUCCUGCAAAUCAGCCCAUUAACACACAACCUUGUUCUGGUCUUUCUAGCCCUUUAUCUGUUUCUUCACAUACUGGUGCCCAGUCAGGAAGUGGGUCCACGAGCAAUGAUGAAUUGAUGGCAGCUAAAACUGCCGGAGUUCCAAGUACUCCUGUUAGCAAAGUGGAGCCUCAGAAAAUAGCUAAUGUGGUGGGAUCUGUCCCCGUUACCCCUAUAUUUCCAUCUGCUGUUCCACAGGCACGGAAAGCAUCCUUGGCUCGAUUUUUGGAGAAGCGCAAGGAGAGGGCAAUGAGUGCAGCGCCAUACAACCUCAGCAAGAAAUCUCCUGAGUGCAUUGCCCAAGAAUGCAAUGGUGCCAAUUUCUCUGCAAGUCCUAGUGCGGCCACUGGCUGCUAAAGAUGUAUGAGACCAAAUUAGAAAGGGAUUGUUGCAGAUUUAUGUAGUAAGCUAAAGAUGUAAGCAGAAUCAAUAUUAUUGUCCUUCCCAAGAACUGUAAUCCUGACAGUUAAAUUUCGGAAACUUACAUAAUUCCCUUAUAUAGUAGUUGUUGCAGAUUGUUGCUUCGGACAUGAAGACAUUUGGCACAAUGUGUAACUAUUUGAAGUGUACUAUUACAUUGUGGAACUAAUUCUCAUCCAAGUUUAUAUCUACUGUUUGUUCCACUUCA